Molecule: messenger RNA, 444 nt
Organism: Cajanus cajan (pigeon pea)
Lineage: Eukaryota; Viridiplantae; Streptophyta; Magnoliopsida; Fabales; Fabaceae
Product: RING-H2 finger protein ATL54-like
Biological process (GO): protein ubiquitination
Molecular function (GO): transferase activity
Source: RefSeq, a predicted model, not a curated record
AUGAGUCUCUACCCCGGGAUUCUCAUAAUUGGAGCACUGGUAAUUUCCUUCACAUUUUUCACUCUCACCAUGCUUGGAUGGUGCACUCGUACCAGUCACAUGCCAUCACUUCCUACAACAGGAACAUCUUUUGAUGACAAGUUCUCACCUUGCAUGAGUUUAGAGUCACAUUCAAUUACAUUCCAGUACAAGGCUGCAGAAGGUAACAUAAACCAGAAUGAGUGUGUUAUUUGCUUGACACCCUUUGAAGAGGAGGACAGUGUCCGUAAGCUUCACACUUGCAAGCACAUCUUCCAUACCUCUUGCAUUGACAAGUGGCUUGGCUCUCAUUCUGGAUGCCCACUCUGCCGCACUCAGAUUGAUAAAGUGACUUCCCCAGAUAACAGAGUGUCAUUGGAAGGAAAUGAUCAGGAUCAGAUGAUCAUGAUCAUUGUGAACUCCUGA